UCAGUGCAGAGUUAUGGAAGAAAAACAACACCCAACUCCUCUAGAUGUAGCACAUGCCUUUGUCAAGCAAUUUUAUGUCAUACUCAACCAAUGUCCUCAAAAUCUCCAUAAGUUUUACCAGGAGCAGAGCCUACAAGGCUGGCCCAAGGCUGAUGGUGUCGUGAUCCCUGUCACAACCCUAAGUGGAAUAAGUGAAAACGUUAUGUCGUCCGAAUACAAAUAUUGCUCUGUGGACAUCAAAACCACGAAUGCACAAGAAUCUAUCAAGGGAGGAAUCGUUGUUGCUGUUACUGGUUGCUUGACCACAAAGAAUAAUGUCCAAAGGAAUUUUAGUCAGACUUUUUUCUUGGCGAAGCAGGAAAAAGGAUUCUUCGUCUUGAAUGACAUUCUUCAGUUUUGUUGCGUUUGCGAGCCCUCAACUAAGGCUGCUCCUACUCAGGAUUCUGGCGACACUCGUGAUGGUGCUACGGCCUUAAACUUCAAAGCAGCAAUUCAAAAUGGAAAAGUCAUGGAGGAAAAAAACCCGGCCUCACCGCCAAAAGGCACAAAACCACAGCCAGUUGACACACCUGAUGUCAAACCAUCUUCUUCAAAUGUAGCCACGAAAAUCACCUAUGCUUCUAUGCUUGCAAAAGAGACUCUUGCUGUUUCUCCUAGUGGCGGUGUGUCUUCCACAAGCAAAGUCGCGCCUAAGUCUCCUAGUGCGUAUUCAGAAGCGAAGGGUAUAUAUAUUGGUGGAUUACCUUACGACAUUAGUAAACAAGGAGUUAUGGACGUUGUAAAACAAUUCGGGCAUGUUAAGAAUGAUCCGGACACUACUCAGAUCAGAAGACACGAGGAUGGUUUCUGUUGCGGAUUCGUGGAGUUUGAGUCGGCAGAUUCUGCGCGUCGUGCAGUUGAGGCGCAUCAUGUGAUGUUCGGAGAUAAGGAAGCCUAUAUCAUGCCCAAGAAACCUUAUAAUCGAGGUAACAACGGUAGAGCGAGGCCAGCAACGAGGCGUGGACCGCACAAUGACAACUCCGGUACGACAGAGAAUGGAGAUUGGAGUAACUACGGUCAGCGGCCGAGGCAGACCAAUCCUUAAGUAAUCUGCAUUCAUCACUAUGUCAUUUGAUAUUUUGAUGACAUAUAAAUACUGUUUUUUACAUUUUCAAUUAAGUGGGCAAUAUUUGCUUGC
This is a messenger RNA of Salvia hispanica, 1177 nucleotides long. Lineage: Eukaryota; Viridiplantae; Streptophyta; Magnoliopsida; Lamiales; Lamiaceae. The record is from RefSeq and is a predicted model, not a curated record.